AUGGAAAAUUCAGAAACUUUGACUGAAGAAAAACAAGUAACUGAACAAGAAAAUGAACGUAGCGAAGAUGAUGACGAUGAUGGUUAUGGUGAUGAUAAUAAUGAGAUGAAUUACGUACAGUUAUUAAUUGGCAAUGAAAUCGCUAGUGGUGGACUAAAUGAUCAAGAAGCUUCAGAAAUUAUUAAUGACAAUUGGAUUCAAGAAGCUCGCUAUCAUGCAAUCCAUUAUAUUAACAGAGUUAGUAAUUCAAGGCAUGGAUUUCGAUUUGGAAUGCAAACAAUGUACACAUCAGUGAUAUAUCUUGACAGAUUUCUUGCCACACGAACAAUUAAUAUUGGAGAAUACUGGGCAGUGAGGUUAUUAUCAAUGGCCUGUUUAUCAUUGGCUGCAAAAAUGGAUGAAACUAGAGGAAAUGUGCCAGCAUUAUCACAAUAUCCCUUGAAUAAUUACGACAUUAAUCCGAUUGACAUAACGCAAAUGGAGCUUUUGGUUCUCGAUGUACUCAAUUGGGAUAUGAGUUUUGUCACUCCUUUUUCUUUCACAAAAUAUUUUGUAUCAAGAUUCUGCAGACAAAAUUCAAGAAAACACUCUACUAGAAUGAAAACUGUGGAAAUUAUCAUGAGUGUACUUAGAGAUGUGAGGUUAAUGAAUCACAGACCAUCUGUAAUAGCAGCAGCUGCAACAUUAUUAGCAUUGAACAAAAACUUGACCAGAGAAGAAAUGGAGAUUGAGAUAUAUGCCUUGCGUUUAAAUGGAUUUCUUCAAAUUGAUAAUGUGUGUUACUGCUACUAUAAAUUGCUAGAGCUGAACUAG
This is a messenger RNA of Lycium ferocissimum, 813 nucleotides long. RefSeq names its product cyclin-D5-3-like. Gene Ontology annotation, molecular function: cyclin-dependent protein serine/threonine kinase regulator activity. NCBI's taxonomy places the organism in Eukaryota, Viridiplantae, Streptophyta, Magnoliopsida, Solanales, Solanaceae. Gene Ontology annotation, cellular component: nucleus; cyclin-dependent protein kinase holoenzyme complex; cytoplasm. The record is from RefSeq and is a predicted model, not a curated record. Gene Ontology annotation, biological process: regulation of cyclin-dependent protein serine/threonine kinase activity; mitotic cell cycle phase transition.